Papilio machaon (common yellow swallowtail) is the source of this 2221-nucleotide messenger RNA. Its product is annotated as protein disulfide-isomerase A5-like. NCBI's taxonomy places the organism in Eukaryota, Metazoa, Arthropoda, Insecta, Lepidoptera, Papilionidae. The record is from RefSeq and is a predicted model, not a curated record. Gene Ontology annotation, cellular component: endoplasmic reticulum. Gene Ontology annotation, molecular function: protein disulfide isomerase activity. Gene Ontology annotation, biological process: protein folding.
UAAAACUUUAUUUGGGAAAAUAUAUCAUUUAAGUCUCAACUUUUUUACAGUGCUUACUUACAAUUUAUUCGCUUCAUUAAUUAAUAUUGCCGUGUAAUUGUGUUGGAGCUGUGUUAAAUCAUGCGAUAUCAACUUUUAUUACAACUGUUUAUAUAUUUGUGUUUAUGUAUGCAUACAUUGGUUCAUGCAAAGAAACAAAAAAACAAUCUCAUAACACAAACCAAUGAAAAGGAAUUCAAGAAGUUACUAAGAACCAAAACAAAUGUAUUGGUUUUAUUUGUUAAUGAACCAAAAUCAUCUCAGGCUAUUGUGGAUGUUUUCAAAGAGACUGCAGAUGCGAUGAAAGGAAAAGCAACUUUAGUGUCCAUUGAUUGUAGUAACAGCGAUGGCAAAAAAUUAUGCAAAAAAUUAAAAGUUACCAAUGAAAAACCAUAUCACAUUAAAUAUUAUAAAGAUGGUGAAUUUCACAAAGACUAUGAUAGGGGUGAGACUGUUUCUGCCUUUUGUAACUUUCUACGUGAUCCUACCGGUGACUUGCCCUGGGAGGAAGAUCCGAAAGCGACAGAUAUAUUUCAUCUCCAGGAUGGCGAGGCAUUGACAAAAUUCUUGAAGAAGAGUAUGGCAUCAUAUAAGAGGUCUUUGAUUAUGUUCUAUGCUCCUUGGUGUGGAUACUGCAAGACCAUGAAACCUGAGUAUGUCGCUGCGGCUGCUGAUUUAAAGGGUGAAGCAUUACUUGCAGCUAUUGAUGUUGCUAAGCCAGGAAAUUCAAGAAUAAGACAACAAUACAAUAUCACUGGAUUCCCCACCCUUCUAUACUAUGAGAAGGGUCAGUUUCGUUUCCCGUAUAAUGGAGACAACAAACAUCAAGCAAUAGUUGAUUUCAUGAGAGAUCCAAACUCACAAGUACAUCAAAAGAAAAGGGAAGUAGAUGAUGAAAGUUGGUCGCAGGAUUCAGAUGUUGUGCAUUUAACAGCUGACACUUUCGACAGUGUGUUGGCGAAUGUUGAACAUGCUUUAGUGGUCUUCUACGCACCCUGGUGUGGACAUUGUAAAAGAAUCAAACCGGAGUUUGAAAAAGCAGCGGCAAGGAUAAAUAACGAAAAUAUCCCAGGCGUUUUAGCCGCUGUAGAUGCGACUGUAGAAUCAGCCUUGGCUAUGCGUUUCGGUGUUAAAGGCUACCCAACACUAAAGUACUUCAACAAAGGUCAAUACAAGUACGAUGCCGGACAUGCCAGACAAGAGGAACAAAUUGUGGACUUUAUCAAGAAUCCUCAAGAGCCGCCGCCUCCGCCUCCACCAGAAAAGCCCUGGUCUGAAGAGGAAGGACAAGUUAGACAUCUCAGUGAAUCUACAUUCAAAAAUACCCUCCGGAAGAUCAAACAUGCAAUAAUAAUGUUCUAUGCACCAUGGUGUGGACACUGCAAGAGUACGAAACCUGAAUUCUCUGAAGCAGCGGAAACAUUUUCCGAUGAAUUGUCAGUUGUGUUUGGUGCAGUUGACUGUACAACUGAACAACAACUAUGUUCUGAUUACAAAGUGCGAGGAUAUCCUACAAUUAAAUACUUCAGUUACUUCAAUAAACUAGUCGAAGAUUACACCGGAGGACGGAAGAAAGAAGAUUUCAUAACAUUCAUUAACAGUCAGCGGGGUAAACAUGAGACUUCGCAGAAGAAGAAGACAAGUCAGGAGGCGGGCUUUGGUAUUAAUGUUCAGAUGAUUAAUGAUGACGAUUUCCAUUCAGUUAUAGCCUCAAAAACACCCACAUUUAUCAUGUUUUAUGCUACAUGGUGCGGUCAUUGUUCGACAGUGAAGCCGGUAUACAGUAGACUUGCGACUAAAAUGAAGUCAAUCGGUGGACCUGUCCUAGUCGCAGCGGUGGAAGCCUCCGAUAAUCCAAAAGUCGCAGACUACGCCAAGAUCGAAACUUUGCCUACAUUCAAAAUAUACUCAAAUGGUAAUUUAUUAGCUGAUUAUGAUGGAGAUAGAUCUGCAGAAGAUUUUGAACGUUUCUGUAUGUCACAUGCUAAAACGAAAGAUGAACUAUGAUCUAAUGUUAAUUUUCAAUUCUGCAUAGUAUUUGAUUUGAGUUGGCACAUGGCCUAUAAAUGAAUUCUUAGUCCCGAUGUGCCAAGUCAAUCAGGUACUAUUUGGCGUCUUGCAGUCUGUUUUCUGUCAAAUUAUUUGUCAAUUACUGGUUUAAACCUGUUUAUUCCAUUUUUGA